Momordica charantia (bitter melon) is the source of this 5063-nucleotide messenger RNA. Its product is annotated as myosin-binding protein 1. Lineage: Eukaryota; Viridiplantae; Streptophyta; Magnoliopsida; Cucurbitales; Cucurbitaceae. The record is from RefSeq and is a predicted model, not a curated record. Gene Ontology annotation, molecular function: myosin binding.
CUCAUAACAUUUGGUUUCAUUAUCAAAAUUGAAUACAAGGGCAUUUGUAAUUUGUUUUACGUAGGACUUGAGCUUUCUGGAUUAAUAUUUUAUUGGGUUGAGAUUAUUCUGAAUAAACUACCGAGGUGUCCAAACAAAUGGGUAUUUGGGUUUUUGUGGGAUCAGGAAAUCUCAUGCAUUGUCGUGUUCAAUCUGAUUUUGCUUUCUCACGUUUAUGCCUCACUUGGAUUUUUCCGGCCCCUUUCUUCUUGGUUUCUUCCGGCAUUCUUUCUUCUUAAGAAAAUCGUGAUUACUUCAAUUUUGGGCCUGAUAAUCGAACAUUUUGAGAUUGGUUGGCUUUUUUCUUCUCAUUUUGCUUUUAGCUAAUCUGCAUUUUGGCAUUAUUUGAACGUCUGUAUUGGGAAAUUGUUCUCCAAUCCACUUUUAGAGCGCUGGGUCUAGAACGAAUUUGAAUCAACUUCCUCUCUCUCUCUGUCUCUCUUCCCCUCUUACAAAGAAAAGAAAUUCCUCUAUGAGCACUUCAUCUUCUUCUUUAUCAAUUUGUUUUCAGGGAGUAAUGAAUAUAGUGCUGCUUUAUCCAACACCCACAUGAAUGAGGAUUCAGUUUGACUUAUAUUUUUCUUGAAAAUCUCUAUUUUGUUCGUAGUUUUCCUUGUAUUCAUCUUAAUUUCUUUUUCUUUUUUUACUCACUGGAUGAAUUUUGGCCCCCUUGUUAAAGAUUCCAUACACCAUUAUUUUGGUUUUGGUUUUCUUUCUAGAUAAUACCACUUUAAUGGCCAAUUUUGGAUAAUUUUUUCGGGGGUUCAUAUAUAUCUUAUUUUCCUUUUUAUAUUGGAAUUCAGUAUUCACAUUAGGUGAUCCAAUUCAGGACAGGAUGCUUAAAAUUUGGAGCAUCGAUAAUCUUCAUCGUCUAAAGAUUAUCUGGUUGGCAGAGAGAUGGUAGCCUCAUGAAAUUCUAGAGCAAUGGCAGCAAAAGGAAAAGCAUAUUGUAAAGCUCAGAGGAAUCUACAGGGUUUUGCAGCCAUUCUAAAGUCUGCAGCUUGUGAAUGGCUUCUCAUUUUUCUAAUGCUCAUUGAUGCCUUGUUGUCACAUGUUUUGACUAAAUUUGCAUAUAUUUGCAACUUGCAAACGCCUUGCAUUUUGUGCUCCAGGCUUGAUCAUCUCUUGGGAAAAGAAAAAUCUAAUAAUUAUAGGAAUCUUCUCUGUACCAACCAUAAAUUGGAGAUAUCAUCUUUAGUUUCUUGCUACAAACAUAAUAAGCUUGUUGAUGGCAAUGAGAUGUGUGACGCUUGUAUUUAUUCAUUUGCUACAACAAAUAAUAAACUCAAGUCCAACUUCAAGUUUCAGAGGUUGUUAGUGGGAAAGUUCAGGUCAGACACUGGUGGAAAUGGAGCUCAUGGGAAGUUACUAAAUAGGCAUUCAAUUACUCAUUGUAUUAGGACAAGGCCUUGUUCUUGUUGCAGUAAGCCUUGGAAGACAAGGCCAAAUGCUCAAGGAUUACUGCAACUGAAACCUUCUGUAACUGCAACCACUAAACUCAAUAUCCCUUUGCCACGACACUUAAGUAGUCGAGAUAGCUUGAAAAAGAUGAGGGAUAAAAUUUCUGGUUCAGUUACCUUACAACAUCCAGGAAAAACUGGUUUCAAUCUGUUGUCUCGUGUAGGAUACAGUGAGCUCAAUAUCAUCUCUGAUUCUGAGUCGGAGUUUAUGCUUUUUGAAGAAGAUGACGAUAGAAGUUUAAUAUGUGAAAAAAGUGAGCUUAUAGAAGAUUCUGUUCUUCAAACUAUAACAAAAAUUCCACUCAAGCCUCAUUGCAAUAAUUGUGAUCAGGUUAAGCCAUCCAUUAAUUUUGUUGGUUCAAGGCCUUCACCUUUAGAAUCAUAUGUGCAGGUUGAUGUGCAAAAGCCCCAUAACGUGAAAUCCCUUGCUUCUGAUGCUACUACUUUUCAUGGACUGAGCGAGUUGAAUUGGCUGCCCUGGCCAGCCAAUCCGACUGCCGACCCUUCUACAUUGCCUGAACUUAUUUCACUGGAUGAUGCAUUAUCCCCUGCAUCCAACGUCUUGGGACUUCCUCACACUAAUUCAAUGGAGAAAAGCGAGCUUACAGAUUCUCUCAGCCAGGAGUCCUCUCUCUCCUGCCCACCUGAGUUUGUCACAUUACAUCAUGACCCGAAAGUUGAGGGAAACUUAAUGACAUGUGAGGAAACAAGAACAGAUAAUACAGGAAUUGUAUCUCUCAAUGAGCUUGAGGAUCAUUCAAUAUCAAGCAAAACAAUUGCAGAGUGUCCCAAAAUUGAUGAGGUGGUACACGAAUCUUCUAUUGAGUACACGAAAGAUGAUGUGGAUCACAGCAGUGUUAGUGAGUCCUCCGAGAAUGAUAAGGAAAAAGAAGUCUUCAAUUUGGCUACCGAACAAUCUUCACAAAAGGAAACUGAUAUGGUUACUAAUGAUCUUAAGCAGUUUCCAUUGAUCAGCACAUCAGUUGAAGAAUGUCCUAAAACGGAUGAGGUGGUAUGUGAAUCUUCUAUUAGGAAUGCUAAUGAUGAUAUGGAUCACAGCAAUGUUAGUGAAUCCUCCGAGAGUAAUAAGGAACAAGAAGUCUUCAAUUUUGCUACAGGACAACCUUUGGAGAAGGAAACUGAUGCAGUUAGCACAAUAAUUGAAGCAUGUCCUAAAACUGACGAGGUGGUCCACGAAUCUGCUAUUAGAAACACUAAUGAUGAUAUUGAUCACAGCAGUGGCAGCGAGUCUUCUGAGAGUCAUAAGGAACAGGAAGUGCUCAAUCUUGCUACAGAACAACUUUUGGAUAAGGAAACUGAUAUAAUUACUAAUGAUUUGAAGCAAUUUCCAUUGGUUAGCACAACAGUUGAAGAGUGUCCUAAAACUGAUGAGGUGGUAUAUGAAUCUGCUAUUAGGAAUGCUAAUGAUGAUAUGGAUCACAGCAGCAGUAGCCAGUCCUCUGAGAGUGAUAAGGAACGAGAAGUCAAUUUUGCUACAGGACAAUCUUUUGAGAAGGAAGCUGACAUAGUUACUAAUGAUCUGAAGGAGUUUCCAUUAAUCGGUGCAGCAGCUGAAGAAUGUCUUAGAACUAAUGAGGUGGUCUAUGAAUCUCCUACUAGGAACACUAAUGAUGAUAUGGAUCACAGCAGUGUUAGUGAGUCCUCUGACAGUGAUCAGGAGCAAGAAGCCUUCAAUUUUGCUUCAGGACAACCUUCAGAGAAGGAAACUAAUAUAAUUACUGAUGAUCUGAAGCAUUUUCCAUUGAUUAGCACAACAGUUGAAGAGUGUCCUGAUACUGAUGAGAAGGUCGAUGAACCUGCUAUUAAGAACAUUAAUGAUGCUAUGGAUCAUCAUAGUGUUAGCGAGUCCUCUGAGAGUGAUAAGGAACAUGGAGGCUUCAAACUUGCUAAAGGACAACCUUCGGAGAAAGAAACCGGUAUAGUUACUAAUGAUUUAAACCAGUUUCCAUUGCAGAACAAUUCUGUUGAACUUAUGAAUCAAUCAUCAUCGGAUGAUGAAGGCCAAAAUGAUAGCAUUUCUUGUGAUGAUUUGCAAGAAGGAUUUGCCUAUGAAUUCAACAUAAUUCGAGCACAUGAUCCUUCAGUCCCAAUGGAUUCUGAUGUUGAAUCAUUGGAUGGAAGCAAUGUAAGUGAAAUUGAAGGUGAAAGUAUUGUUGACAGGUUAAAGCGACAAGUUGAAUAUGAUAAGAAAUGCAUAAAUUCUUUGUAUAAAGAGUUUGAAGAAGAACGAAAAGCUUCUGAGGUUGCUGCAAGUCAAGCCAUGGCCAUGAUCACGAGGUUGCAACAGGAGAAGGCAGCAAUGCAUAUGGAGGCUCUUCACUACUUGAGAAUGAUGGAAGAGCAAGCAGAGUAUGAUGUAGAAGCUCUAGAGAAAGCAAACGAACUCAUCAAUGAAAAGGAGAGAGAAAUACAAGAUUUAGAAACAGAGCUUGAAUACUACAGAGCUACUUACAUGGGAGGUACGAUAGUUGAGAUUGAAGAGUACCGUGAAUGUAAUAGCAAUUAUUCCUUUAAAUCAGCAAUUGCAGAGGCAACAAGACGAAGCAACAGAUCUUUGAAUCAUCAAACUUCAUCUUUAGAAUUUGAAGAUGAAAAAGUCUACAUACAGCUAUGUUUGAAGAGCUUGGAGGAUAAGAUCAACAAAAUAUCUACUAAUGGAAUUUUAGCGAAGGUUCCUAAUUGCAUAGAUAUUGAAGAAGUGGUGAAUCCUAAACAAAGAGGGGAAGAGAGUAUUGAUGCUGAGGGAUCUCAAAUGACCAAGGAAGAAAAUGGUCCAUCCACGCACAUAGACAAAAACACCUUUAAUGGAACAGUUGCACCAGAAGAAGAGUUGGUUGAUCCAAAAAACAACGGUCGUUUUAGUGGUGACGAAAACUAUCCUGAUAUGAAAGGUCAAAUAAGUUGUGCAAACAAAAGAGAGGAGGUUGACUUCCUUGCUCUUGAACAUAAAAUUUCAGACCUUACUGGAAAGUUGGUAGCACUACAAGCUGAUCAUGAUUUUCUUGAGCACUCUCUUAAUUCUCUUCGUUACGGUGAGGAGGGAUUACAGUUUGCUCAAAAUAUAGUACAUCAGCUACAAGAAUUGUGUAAACUCGGGAUUAGGCUAGAUCGUCUACCUGGCUCUUAAAUUCUUCAGGCAGCAUGAUAUGGUAAAUUAUGCACACAACUUUAAGAGACCGAAUAAAUCUUAAAAUGGGAGCCAGUAAUCAGUCUGUAAUCAUUAAAACAUUGAAAGGUGCAAACCCAGAUGAGAAAAGUCAUGGUUCAUUCCUUUUGGUUGAUGCUGCAAUCCAUGGCCAUGGCCAUGGCCAUUCCAGAGAAAGUUCAGAGUAGAUGAAGAAUGGUGUAUGUUGUACAAAAUAGUACCAUCAAAUCAAACCAUGGAAGCUGAGUCUUCCCAUAUUUUUGGCUUUUGAAUUUUGUGAAGGUUAGUGUUUUUACUUGCUGAGGAGCUCGUGAUUCUUGUUUCUGUAUAUCCAUGUUUUUUGAGGUUUACCUUUCUGAAACCAAAAUAAACUGUUCUUUACCAUUGCAUUCUUUCCA